AUGUUAGCGGGUGAGAUCAAAAGUACAAUUGUGAAAAGAAUCAAAGAAGUGAAAUAUUUUUCAGUUAUUCUUGAUUGUAGUCCAGAUGUUAGUCAUGAAGAACAAAUGUCUCUUGUAAUAAGAUGUGUGGAUGUUUCAACUAAUCAAGUAAAGGUGGAAGAGUUCUUUUUAGAAUUUUUAAAGGUGGAUGACACAUCGGAAUUGGGUCUUUUUAAUGUACUUAAAGAGGUAUUGUGCACACUCCAACUUGAUAUUGUUGAUAUAAGAGGGCAAGGAUAUGAUAAUGGCUCUAAUAUGAAAGAGAAACACAAAGGUGUACAAAAAAGGCUGCUUGAAAUAAAUCCCAGAGCAUUCUACACACUAUGUGGUUGUCAUAGUCUUAACCUUGCACUUUGUGAUAUGGCUAACUCUUGUCCCAAAGCUAUCUCUUUUUUUGGAGUGUUACAACGUAUAUAUUUAUUGUUUUCAUCUUCUACAAAGCGGUGGAAAGUUUUCAAAGAUCAUGUGGAAGGUCUCACAUUGAAGCCAUUGUCACAAACAAGGUGGGAAAGUCGCGUUGAAAGUGUUAAAGCAGUAAGAUAUCAAGCUCCACAAAUAAGAGAUACUUUAAAUCAUUUGGCAAAUCUCAGUGAACCCCACAAUACAAAGAGUGAAGCUGAGUCUUUAGGAACAUAUGAAAUUAAGAACUUUGAAUUUUUGCUUGGCAUGAUUAUUUGGCAUAAUUUAUUGUUUGCAGUUAACUCAGUUAGCAAAAUAUUUCAAAGGGAAGACACGCAUAUUGAUGUUGCUAUAAUUCAGUUAAAAGGACUCGUUACCUUUCUUGAAAAGUAUAGAGAAACUGGAUUUUUGGAUGACAUGAUUGAGGCAAAAGAAGUUGCUACUCUAAUGGAAAUUGAUCCAAUAUUUCGUGAAAAAUACGUCAUUCGCAGAAAGAAGCAAUUUGAUGAGAAUGUUAGUGAAGAGGUGACACAGACUACUGAAGAAUCUUUUAGAGUUAAUUACUUUAUGUUGAGUUCUACCAACAAGGAAUGUUUGAAGGCUUAUUGUGUUAAUCUUGAAGAUUUUCUGAAACAUGAUGAACUUUCUGAUAUUGAUGGGAGAGAUCUAUUUUCAGAGUUGAAUGUCUUGAAAGAAGUUUUACCGGAAGGAAUCAAAAGGCCAAUUGAAGUAUUAAAUUAUUUGAAAACAACGGAUGGUUGUUUCCCAAAUGCAUGGAUUGUGUAUAGAAUUUUGUUGACUAUAGCUGUUACUGUGGCCUCUGAAAAAAGAAGUUUUUCAAAGUUAAAGUUAAUCAAAUCUUACCUUUGGUCAACUAUGUCACAAGAAAGAUUGAAUGGGUUAGCUUUGUUAUCCAUUGAAAAGGAUAUGGUGGAUAAAUUCGAUUAUGCACGCUUCAUUAGUGAUUUUGCAGCUAAAAAUCACCUCUCUCGCCAAAUUCUUCAACCCCGCAUUGCGAAGCUCGAUCAUCCUGCACUCAACCGCCAAGGAGCGAGGAUCAACAGUGGUGGCCACAGACAAUCCAUAAUCUUCAAUCAACUUGUCGACAUUGGUGUGAAUACCCACACCCACAAAAGUGUAGCUAGGGUUGUUGAGGAAACCAGAAAGGGAUUGGGGGAUUUGAGGGGAGUAGAUGAGUUGGAAGAUAAGUCAUCGGCAGCUGACGUAGAGUUGGAGAGUGGUGGAGGGGUUAUCGUAGAAACGUGUGAUCCGAAUCGUUUAGCUCAAUUGAAAUUACAGAAUCGUAAAAUUCUACUAUUUGGAUCAAGAUUUUGA
Messenger RNA from Camellia sinensis, 1773 nucleotides. The record is from RefSeq and is a predicted model, not a curated record. NCBI's taxonomy places the organism in Eukaryota, Viridiplantae, Streptophyta, Magnoliopsida, Ericales, Theaceae.